This is a messenger RNA of Paraglomus brasilianum, 1536 nucleotides long. The record is from the annotation of a GenBank genome assembly. Lineage: Eukaryota; Fungi; Glomeromycota; Glomeromycetes; Paraglomerales; Paraglomeraceae.
AUGUCACUUUAUAUGCAAUUAACCUCUCUCUUGUUACCAGUCUUUUCGUCUUUUCUUAUCCUUAUUCUGUUAUAUGUGAUCAAUUUUUAUGUCACUUACAUUACCCGUGAGAACCCGCUUCCUGGUCCUAUUCCUCUUCCUAUUGCUGGUAACCUCCAUCAGAUGAAAAAUUCAUCUAAAUUUUACGCUGCCAUGCACAAACGAUAUGGCGACGUCUUUGAAUUUUAUAUUGCCAAUAAGCGUUUUAUAAUGCUGAACCGGGUUGAUCUAGCAGAAAAAGUUCUUACGCAGUCGGUUAAAUCUAACUAUUUUAUCAGAGCUGCAUCAGAGAGUCAAGGAUGGGAGGAAUUGGGCUUAACAAAGAAGGGCUUGAUCGGGAACAAGGAACGAAAUAGCUGGUUAUUGAAUAGGAGGUUGUUGAACCAUUGCCUAACUUCGACCAAAUACAUCAAAGAAAUUGUUACUGUUGUGCAGACAUUGUUUUCAGAAGCAGAAGAAUAUUGGAAGGAGCUUGGUGAUAGUACUUCUUUAGAAUUCACCGAAUGGAUACACUGUCUCAAUGUAGAUACGCAAGUACGAAUAGUUACUAGUCAAAGAACUUACGCUCUCUCUACAUACUUCAACUCUCUGCUUGCUCCGCACCUCAAAAAAUCUCUCCCUCAAUCAUCCAUCCAAUCGUAUUCUAAAUUCGUGUCUCAUAUUCUCUUCUUUAAUCAAGUCGGCAAAUAUUUUUACUUUAUUUCACCGUUCUUAAGACACUAUGUCCCAGGCUUUAGACAGAUUGCGGAACGGAUGAAGAGGAGGAUUGGUUGGCUUACAGAGGAGAUGAAAAAGAUUGUGAAUGAAAGGAAGAGAGAGAUUGAAAACAUGAGCGAGAAGGAAGAGUUGAAAGUCGAUUUGUUAUCUUUGAUGUUGACUAUAAAUACAGAAAAAGAUACGAACAGGAUCAAGUCAAGUGAGUUUGAAAGACCGUUAACUGAAGAAGAAAUAGUUCAAUUACUUAUUGAAGUGUUUUCGGGUGGGAUCGACACAAUAACAAACGCCAUCUGCUUCACGAUUUAUUACACCUGUAAAUACCCAGCCGUCAAAGCUCGCCUGCUUUCCGAAAUCGAUGCUACGGUUUCCUCCAAAGGCCACAGCCUUUCUUAUGACUCUAUUGUCACGCUCUUCCCAUACACCAGUGCGGUGAUGAAAGAGGCCGCUCGUGUGCUUACCGUAGCUCCAAUAGUGAUUCAACUAGCGUCUGAAGACGAUGAAGUUGCUGGGUACAAGUGGCGGGCCGGCACGCCAAUUGGAGUAAACUAUGGAAUCAUUCACAAGCACACGGCGUAUUGGAAAGAUCCCGAAACGUUUAGACCUGAGCGGUUUUUGGACGAAUGUACGGAUGAAAUAAAGCCAAAAACGUUCUUGCCUUUUGGUGGGACGUUUGAGGUUGAGUUGUGUGAACCAGAUAAAGAGAUAAAGUAUACUUAUUCAAUGACUAACCAAUGUACAGAGUUGAAGGUUUAUUUGAGAGCCAGAAAUAAUAAGGAAUAG